AGUCCAUCACCCCAUUCCCCCACUCGAGCCCGAGCCCCAACUCCCCGGUCUGGUGGGUCCCAAUCCCCAUCGCGACUCCGAGGCCACCGAGAGCCGCCGGCGAGCGAGGGGCGACAAGCCGACGAGGGACGGUGAGGUGCCGCGGGCGACGGACGGUCCGGGCGAGGUCAAAGUAAGACGCCGACGGCCUCCAGAUCCGGUCGUUUCCUCUCGUCCGAAGAUUACCUCCUCAGCGCCGGCGACGGUCGGUCGACGAGAAAUUGCCUACGCUUCUCGACCAACAGCUCAAACUAAUAGUGAUCUGAUGGAAACUGACAGAAGCCAGCUUGGUCAAAUCGACCCAAGAAGAGCCCGCUUUCCUUGUUGUAUAGUAUGGACUCCAAUACCCUUCAUCUCAUGGUUGGUGCCCUUUAUCGGCCACAUUGGUAUCUGCAGAGAAGAUGGUGUGAUUUUGGACUUCGCUGGUCCGAAUUUUGUAUCAGUUGACAAUUUUGCCUUUGGAGCUGUUGCACGCUAUAUUCAAGUAAAUGGUGAUGAGUGCUAUAAGCUUCUUGAACCUGAUGGGGAGGCCACUUGGGAUGAUGCGCUGAAGAAAGGCACGCGGGAGUUUCAGGACAGGAACUACAACCUGUUCACCUGCAACUGUCACUCCUUCGUCGCCAACAAUCUGAACCGGCUGUUUUACUCCGGCCAUGACAAAUGGAAUGUGGUCAGCCUAGCUGCUGUAAUGUUUUUACGAGGCCGCUGGGUGAGCACGGCAUCUGUGGUGAAGACUUUCCUGCCGUUCGCAGUUGUGCUCUCCAUCGGUACACUCCUUGGCGGCACGACCUUCCUGAUCGGGCUGCUUGCUUUCGCCGCGGCGAUGACUGGCUGGUUCCUUGUGGGCACCUACUGCAUCAAAAGCCUCAUAGAGUUGUGAUUAUAGAGUAGACAAGACUUGUGUUUGGUGUCCAAUAGUGCGCACUUUUAAUUGUUGGUACUUUCCUGUGCGAUUGAUUCUUGACCGGAUGCAUCUAUGGAGCCGGAUGAAUUGUGUGGCUUGAUGAACCAGUUAUCAGUUACAUUUAGGUGUAUAUGCUCAGAAUGGAAGACUGGUUGUUUGUACG
Molecule: messenger RNA, 1106 nt
Organism: Phragmites australis (common reed)
Lineage: Eukaryota; Viridiplantae; Streptophyta; Magnoliopsida; Poales; Poaceae
Product: protein RTE1-HOMOLOG-like
Exons: 3
Coding region: 305-919 (204 amino acids)
Biological process (GO): response to ethylene; regulation of ethylene-activated signaling pathway
Cellular component (GO): endoplasmic reticulum; Golgi apparatus
Source: RefSeq, a predicted model, not a curated record